This is a messenger RNA of Limanda limanda (common dab), 4107 nucleotides long. RefSeq names its product zinc finger protein GLI2-like. Bases 4 to 4107 code for a protein of 1367 amino acids. Gene Ontology annotation, molecular function: RNA polymerase II cis-regulatory region sequence-specific DNA binding; DNA-binding transcription factor activity, RNA polymerase II-specific. Lineage: Eukaryota; Metazoa; Chordata; Actinopteri; Pleuronectiformes; Pleuronectidae. Gene Ontology annotation, biological process: regulation of transcription by RNA polymerase II; smoothened signaling pathway. The transcript is spliced from 12 exons. The record is from RefSeq and is a predicted model, not a curated record. Gene Ontology annotation, cellular component: nucleus.
CACAUGUUCCCCACCUUCCACACGCCGAUCCCCAUCGACAUGCGCCACCACGAGGGGCGGUACCACUACGAGCCGCACGCUCUGCACGCCAUGCACGGCCCGGUGGGUUUGACCGGCAGCAUCGCCGACAUCUCCCUGAUCCGCCUCUCGCCCGGCGCCGUGGCGACCGGCGACUCCCCCUUCGGCGUGCCCCACCCCUACGUGCCCCCCCACAUGGAGCACUACCUGCGCUCCGUGCACGCCAGCCCCACGCUGUCCAUGAUCGCCGCCGCCAGAGGCCUCAGCCCGGCCGACCUGGCCCACGAGCAUCUGAAGGAGCGCGGGCUGUUCGGCCUGCCCCCCCCCCCUCCCCCGGGGGCCGGCCCAGCGGAGUUCUACCACCUGAUGGCGAGCCACCGCAGCCCGUACGGCGAGCUGCUGAUGCAAGGGGCCGGGGGGGCGGCGGGGGCCCACCUGUCCGACUACAUCACCCCCCUCGACGUGUCCCGGUUCUCCAGCCCCAGACUCACGCCCCGGAUGAGCAGGAAGCGAGCGCUGUCCAUCUCACCGCUGUCGGACGCCAGCAUCGACCUGCAGACGAUGAUCCGCACCUCGCCCAACUCGCUGGUGGCGUACAUCAACAACUCUCGCUCCAGCUCGGCGGCGAGCAGCUCGUACGGUCACCUGUCGGUGGGAGGACUCAGUCCGUCCUUCCCCUUCCCUCAUCCCAUCAACCCCAUGGCGUACCAGCAGCUGCUCUCCCAGCAGCGCGGCCUCAGCGCCUUCGGCCACACGCCGCCGCUCAUCCAGCCGCCGCCCGUCUUCUCCAGCCGCCAGCCGGGCCUCGGCCUGUCCUCGCUGUCGGCGUCCGUCCACCACGGCGACCUGAUGUCAAAGAACCACGGCAGCGACUCGGCCGUCAGCAGCUCAGUCGACCCCAUGACCACCAAGAGGUCAAAGGUCAAGAGCGAGGCCGAGGGACUGAGGCCUUUGUCCCCGUGUUCACCGAACCGGCUCGGCAGCUCGCUGGACCUGAAGGACGAGGCGGGGGGGGACGAGUGCAAACAGGAGCCGGAGGCCGUGUACGAGACCAACUGCCACUGGGAGCGCUGCAGCCAGGAGUUCGACACGCAGGAGCAGCUGGUGCACCACAUCAACAACGACCACAUCCACGGAGAGAAGAAGGAGUUUGUGUGCCGCUGGGACGAGUGUUCCCGGGAGCAGAAGCCUUUCAAGGCUCAGUACAUGCUGGUGGUUCACAUGAGGCGCCACACGGGCGAGAAACCACACAAGUGCACGUUCGAAGGCUGCUGCAAAGCGUACUCUCGUCUGGAGAAUCUCAAAACUCACCUGCGCUCGCACACGGGCGAGAAGCCGUACGUGUGCGAGCACGAGGGCUGCAACAAGGCCUUCUCCAACGCCUCGGACCGGGCCAAGCACCAGAACCGCACGCACUCCAACGAGAAGCCGUACGUCUGUAAGAUCCCCGGCUGCACCAAGCGCUACACGGACCCCAGCUCGCUGAGGAAGCACGUGAAGACGGUGCACGGGCCCGAGGCGCACGUCACCAAGAAGCAGCGCGGCGACCUGCCCCCCUGGCCGCCGGCGCCCCGGGAGAACGGCGAGAACGAGACGGGGAGGAGAGAGGACGCCAUGUCGGACAACGGCUCCCCCGGAGGCAUGGAGGACUACCUGCACGUGAAGUCCAUCAAGACGGAGAACUCGGUGGUGUAUCAGUCCAGCCCUGGCGGUCAGUCAUCAUGUAGCAGCGAACCAUCGCCACUUGGCAGCGCCACCAACAACGACAGUGGAGUAGACAUGGCGGCGCUCAGCGGCGGCAGCCUGGACGAGCUGACCUUCCUGGAGUCCGUGGGAUUCGAGGAUUCCUCCGGCGGCGGCGGCGGCGGUGGCGGCGCGGCGGUCGGCCUCCACUUCCGGAAGCAGCUCGGCACCAGUCAGAUCCUGGAGCAUCUGAAGAAGGAGAAGCUGAAGACAGUGAGGGACUCGUGCCGCUGGGCCAACCACCCGGCCCCCCCGGUCCUCGGCACCAAGCUCCCACCCGUACCAGCAAGCGGCUCCCUCCUGGAGACGAUGGGUGGAGGUCCCGUGUCCUUCCCUGGUUCCGGCUCCGGUAAGCUGAGCUUCGGUAAACUGACGCUUCUGGAUCCGCCGUCCGGGCGCCGCGACAGCAGCUGCAGCAGCCUGAGCUCGCUCUACAGCCGCCGCUCCUCGGGCAUCUCGCCAUGCUGCUCCAGCCGCCGCUCCAGCCAGACCUCCACGUUCGGCGCCAACCGCCCCAGCAACCUCAGCUCGGCCGACUCCUACGACCCCAUCUCCGCCGACCUCUCGCGGCGCUCCAGCCAGACCAGCCACUGUGGGGGGGGCAGCGGAGGAGGAGCGGGCGUGUACGGCGGCGUGGGCGUGGCCAGCCCGCUCAGCCUGACCCCGGCCCAGCACUACCACCUCAAGGCGCAGUAUGCCGCCGCCACCGGGGGGGCACCACCUACCCCUCUUCCCUACUUGGACCAGAUGUGUCUGAAGACCCACACGGCUCGGUACGAGGACCCCCAGGGUCGCCCCCCCACUACAGGCCUCCCCUACAGGCAGCACAGCAGCUACCGCACCAGGAGCUUGAUGCCUCACGAGGCGCCGUCUCACGUCCCGCGCCGAGCCAGCGACCCGGUGAGACGUGUGACCUCCGACCCGCCGCAGCUGCAGCGCCACAACAGCAUCGGGACCCUGAGCCGGGGGGGGGCCGGGCAGCCGUGUCCGCCUCCGGCUGCAGAUCGCCACCGCUCCGCCCAGCUCGGCUGCUCGAGGGCCGAUGGUCACCAGCGCUACUCGUACAGCCAUCGACCGCCCAGCAUCUCUGAGCACGUCACCAUGGAGACGGGCGAGGACGACCUGGCGCCGCCGGACUUCAACGCCGAUGGAGAAACAAGCUGCAGAGCGUCGGCCAAUCAGCAGCAGCUCCAAGGAAACCUCCCACAGCAGUCGUACUAUCAGAGAAGAACGCCCGUCGUGAGUCCAGCGCAGCAGAAAUGUUCUUCAUCCCUGAGGGACCACAGGGACGACCUCCCGGUCCCCGACCCGGUCCCCGGCCCGGUCCGAGGGAACCUCCCGGUCCCCGGCCCGGUCCGAGGGAACCACCCGGUCCCCGGUCAGCUCCGAGGGAACCUGGCCGUCCUCCAGCAGAACCACAGCUUCGGAUCCAUGUACAACCAUCUGAGCUCCAACCAGCAGACCAACACUGAACCAGGAGCAAACUGCUUCCGGCAGCAGAGACUCCAGACGUCGUCCAAUCUGAACGAAGCCAUGAGCGCCCAGCGUAGAUACAGCGAAGGGGGCGGUCCCUAUGACAACAACGGGAACGCCAGCUACCCGAGGUGCAGCAACACGGACGCAGCAGCCGGGAGCUUCACCUGCAAACAGGAGCCGGACGACCAGGAGCCGGUGGACAUGCGUUUCACUGACGCUGGGUUUCCGCCUGUGAGAGUUAAAGUCGAGGACUGUGACGGACCAUUCCUGAUUUCAGAUCAGCAGAACUGUAACAUGACUUCCCAGAAUCCUUUGCACACUGUGAACCAGAGCUACGUUCAGCCGAGGCCACCAGCAGAACCCAGAUCUCUACACCGGCUCCAUCCAGGGUCCAGGGUGAUGCAGCACCCGAGGAACCAGAGCAACCCAGAGCUGGUUUCCAGAUUAUUCUCUGAUGACAACGCCUUGUACUACACGGGACAGAUUCAAGUCUUCGAGUCCAACAGGAACUAUGACCUUCAGGUUUCUCCCGUGGGGAACGCGCCUCCUUUUGAAGAUGGCGCGGCGUCUCCCAGCUCCGGUGGAAACCCGGCGUCCAGGACUCCCGAGUGCGACGCCGCCCUGGAGCAGACGCAGAUCGACUUCGACUGCAUGCUGGACGACGGGGAUCACUCCAGCGUCAUGUCGGGAACGCUGAGUCCGGGUCUGCUCCAGAACCUGUCCCGGAGUUCCUCUCGCCUGACCACGCCCAGGAACUCCGUCACGCUGCCCUCGCUGCCCACGGGCACGGGCAACAUGGCGAUCGGCGACAUGAGCUCGCUGCUGACCGCUCUCGCCGAGGAGAACAAGUUCCUGAACCUGAUGCCGUAG